Molecule: messenger RNA, 1410 nt
Organism: Papilio xuthus (Asian swallowtail)
Lineage: Eukaryota; Metazoa; Arthropoda; Insecta; Lepidoptera; Papilionidae
Product: bombyxin B-9
Exons: 5
Coding region: 272-859 (195 amino acids)
Biological process (GO): positive regulation of cell population proliferation; negative regulation of apoptotic process; insulin-like growth factor receptor signaling pathway
Cellular component (GO): extracellular region
Molecular function (GO): insulin-like growth factor receptor binding; hormone activity
Source: RefSeq, a predicted model, not a curated record
GCACAGCGUGACCGGCGCCCGAGAACGACGCUAGAGCGUGCGGUGCGACAGCGACACGUCUGCGGCCCGCUCAACUCCCGCGCCGAUACCGCACUGCUACAGCGUGUAGACCGUCUCGCGCGAACUCUGUGCUACUCAUUAUAUCGUGAUACGAAUCCCGAAGAUCGCUCCGGUGCUACCGUAUUGCCGUUCUGAAGAUUACUCAGCUGGCGACGACCGCGACCACAACCGCGCUACACGCCCAUUACUGGCUGCAUGCAAAGAUAUAAAGAUGUUGUUGCGGCGGGUUGUGACAGCGCUGCUGGCGGUGGCGGCGGGCGCGGCGCUUUGCGGGCGUGCGGACGCGGCCAGUGUCGCCAUGAAGUUGUGCGGACGCAAGCUCGGAGAAAUCCUCAGCCGGGUGUGCAGCGCUUACAACAGCCCAGCCUGGGAUGUACCUACAGUGGUCGAGCAGACGGCGGGUGUGGUGAGGCGACGGCGGGAAACCGGUAUCGUAUACGAAUGCUGCACGCAGGGCUGUACUUUGGAACAUCUCACGGAAUACUGCGCUACUACCAUUAAAGCCACUUCAGAAACCUCGGUGGACUCGCAUAUGAUUGAGGACCGUUCCGCGGAGUCGACAGGCUCGGGGUCGACCGGGGCUGCGGGGGCUGCAGGGAUGGCGACAGCGGCGCGCGCGCCGGCGGCGGUAGGCAGCGAUGUGUACGCGGGUCCGCGCGAGCAGCACAUCAUAAAAAGUGCAGCGCGCGCUGCGCCCGUGGUGGGCACCGUAUCACCCCUGCUGACUUGGGGCAGAACCCUAAACACUGACUUGCCAACGGUCGACAAUGACCGCUACGCGUAUGUUAUAUAUGCGUAAAUAAGAUAAUAUUCGGACAAGAUAAAUAUCCACAGAACGUAUGCAAAUUGAAGUGGGUACUUUGAAGAAGUUUGUGACGUCUCGAACAAGAGAAUAUAAAAAGAUAAAGUGAUGAGAUUCAGUUAUCGUCCAAGCGUUUAAUAUUUAAGUGUGCAUUUAUGUUGAUGUUGUAAUCUGUUUGUGAGUAUAUUUGUUAGAAUUAACUUCAUGAUAAUCUCAUGUACCUACAACUAAUGAUGUUUUGGAAAUGCUUCUAACUGCUGUAUGAUUGCCUUUGGAAUUUUAAACUUUUUGUGAAUCUGUAUCAUGAUACUGCAGCUAGUCAGAGAGCGGAGCAGAAACAAAUUAUAGUAAAAUAACCUCGAUUUAAUUUAAUACAAAAAUUAAGGCCCUUAUUUAAUAUUUUAUCAAGAUGCACCUGUAUAAAGGUUUUUGUUCAAGUUUGUUUUCAGUGAAAACACAAGGUCUAAAGACUACUUUGAUCUAAUGGAUAUUUUGAUAUCCCCUCAUAAAAUGUAUUAAAUUCGAAUAUACGAAAGUAACUAUUUCUU